GCGUUUGCCGGCCAUAUUGACUUCCUUUCUCCAACACUGGACGUGUCCGACGUGCGUUCCACGAUUCCGUUGUUAUCGUCCUAAUCCUAUUCUGUUUUCCAAUUUCUGUACGGAUUCGAAAAGGAAUAAAGCCCAAAUAUGACGGAGACACUCCAACUUCGGGGGACCCUAAGCGGACACAACGGAUGGGUCACCCAGAUCGCCACCAACCCCAAGUAUCCUGACAUGAUCUUGUCAUGCUCCAGAGAUAAGACUUUAAUUGUGUGGAAACUGAACCGUGAUGAUACCAACUAUGGUGUGCCCCAGAAACGUCUCCACGGACAUUCUCACUUUGUGAGUGAUGUAGUUCUGUCAUCUGACGGCAACUACGCCCUCUCUGGUUCCUGGGACAAGACUCUUCGACUCUGGGAUCUUGCCGCUGGCAAGUCUACGAGGAAAUUUGAAGACCACACCAAGGAUGUCCUCAGUGUUGCAUUUUCUGUAGACAACCGUCAGAUUGUAUCUGGAUCCAGGGAUAGGACAAUUAAGCUCUGGAACACUCUUGCUGAGUGUAAAUACACCAUUCAGGAUGAUGUUCACACCGAUUGGGUUUCUUGUGUUCGGUUUUCCCCGAACCACUCAAACCCUAUUAUUGUUUCAUGUGGUUGGGAUAAAGUUGUUAAGGUUUGGAAUUUAACAAACUGCAAGUUGAAAAUCAACCACGCCGGGCACACUGGUUAUCUUAAUACUGUCACCGUGUCUCCUGAUGGUUCUCUUUGUGCUUCUGGUGGUAAAGACUGCAAAGCCAUGUUAUGGGAUCUUAACGAUGGCAAGCAUUUACACACUUUAGAUCACAAUGACAUCAUUACAGCCCUAUGCUUCAGUCCCAACCGGUACUGGCUGUGCGCUGCAUUUGGACCGUCUAUCAAAAUUUGGGAUCUUGAGAGCAAAGACAUGGUCGAAGAACUUAAGCCUGAAGUUGUAUCACAAGCUUCAAAGACGGACCCACAGUGCCUCUCACUUGCUUGGUCAACAGAUGGGCAGACCCUCUUCGCCGGCUAUUCUGACAACUUGAUCAGAGUUUGGCAGGUGUCCAUGCCAAUUCGCUAGGGACCCUGUAUAAUUUUUAUGUAAUUCUUAUAUAAAAUAAAAAAUUUAAAAACCGAAAGUGAUAAUAUCGAA
Cimex lectularius (bed bug) is the source of this 1161-nucleotide messenger RNA. It is a transcript of the gene Rack1, whose product is annotated as guanine nucleotide-binding protein subunit beta-like protein. Bases 139 to 1089 code for a protein of 316 amino acids. The record is from RefSeq and is a predicted model, not a curated record. Gene Ontology annotation, biological process: positive regulation of protein phosphorylation; rescue of stalled cytosolic ribosome. Lineage: Eukaryota; Metazoa; Arthropoda; Insecta; Hemiptera; Cimicidae. Gene Ontology annotation, cellular component: cytosol; nucleus. The transcript is spliced from 7 exons. Gene Ontology annotation, molecular function: ribosome binding; protein kinase C binding; translation regulator activity.